This is a messenger RNA of Fraxinus pennsylvanica, 990 nucleotides long. NCBI's taxonomy places the organism in Eukaryota, Viridiplantae, Streptophyta, Magnoliopsida, Lamiales, Oleaceae. The record is from the annotation of a GenBank genome assembly.
AUGGCUUUGAAAUUACUCCUUUUGCUAUCACUUUUAUUGCUAUUUUCCACUGCCGCAUAUUCCCAGCGGCAGCCCAUCUUAAGCACUAGUUAUUACCAGAAAAAAUGUCCAAGAUUUGAGCAAAUAAUGCAAGACACCACCACAAACAAGCAGAUCACCUCCCCCACCACCGCAGCCGCCACCCUCCGCCUCUUCUUUCACGACUGCUUCAUGGGUGGCUGUGACGCCUCUGUCCUCAUCUCUUCCACCCCCUUCAACAAGGCCGAACGCGACGCUGACAUCAACCUCUCCCUCCCGGGCGACGGCUUUGACGUGGUGGUACGGGCCAAGACCGCCCUUGAACUCGCUUGCCCCGGCAUCGUUUCCUGCGCAGAUAUUCUCGCCGUCGCGGCCCGAAAUCUAGUCCUAAUGAUGGGCGGCCCGUAUUACACUGUAAAACUAGGCCGCAAAGAUUCUCUGAUUUCGAAAGCUUCCUACGUAGAAGGGAACUUACCAAGACCCAGAAUGCCGAUGAAUCAAAUAGUCCAGAUUUUCACCUCCAGAGGAUUUUCCAUUCAAGAAAUGGUUGCUUUAUCAGGUGCCCACACCAUUGGAUUUUCACACUGCAAAGAAUUCAGCUCCAUUCUUUACAACUACAGCAGAAAUGCACAAUCAGACCCAGCUUACAAUCCCAGAUUUGCUCAGGCACUGAGAAAUGCUUGUGCAGAUUACAACAAAAACCCAACACUUUCAGUGUUCAACGACGUAAUGAGUCCGAAUAAAUUCGACAACAUUUAUUACCAGAACGUGCAGAAAGGUUUAGGCAUUCUUUCUUCGGACCACGCAUUGAAUUCGGAUCCAAGAACUAAAGGGUAUGUGGAACUGUAUGCUAAGAAUCAGAACGCAUUUUUUGUGGCAUUUGCAAGAGCAAUGGAGAAGUUGAGUGUGUACGGGGUCAAGACCGGAAGAAAGGGGGAGAUUAGGCGCAGAUGUGACGCGUUUAAUAACUGA